Messenger RNA from Suillus subaureus, 600 nucleotides. RefSeq lists its product as uncharacterized. Bases 1 to 600 code for a protein of 199 amino acids. The transcript has 4 exons. The record is from RefSeq and is a predicted model, not a curated record. NCBI's taxonomy places the organism in Eukaryota, Fungi, Basidiomycota, Agaricomycetes, Boletales, Suillaceae.
AUGGACAAUGAGCUGGCGGCAUGCUCACAGAGAAAGCUGAUUGUGGAGAAAGAGUAUACUAGCAUGCAGCAUAUGCAGAUCAAAUGGUCCAGCAUUUUCCAUGAGUCCAUUCUUUUCCUCAUGUUAUCUUUGUCACUCAAGUUUGAUCUUAAUACUUUGCAAUUGCUGUCAGCAAGUGCUUCCUGCUCUCACACUGGAACUCACUCACAUGAAGAAAUUCAUGAUGACAAUCAUGAUGUUAAUAUUCUUGAAGCUGUAAAUACUAUGUCUGUCCAAGAACCAACUGAAUCCAAGGCAAAGAUUAUGUUGAAUCUUGUGAGAGCCAAGUGUGAUGUUUACCAGGCUCAGAAGGUGCUCACAGAUUGUGUAGUGCAAGUAAAUGAGGUGUUUGCAAGCCUACUUAAAUUCCAAGAGGAAGCUGCUGAGAAGAGGCUAGAUGAUACAGAUCUUGGCCUGGGAUGUAUGAGGAUUGUUUUCAAUGUGCAUGGUUGGUCUGUCCCUCCUAGUUGUAUCCCUCAGGAACAAGGUGGUGGAUCACAUUCAUGUGGAAUGACAUCAAAUGUCUUGCAUGGCUGGCUCCCCAUGAUUAAGCUUAAUUAA